ACACCUUUUGCGUAAUAUAAUCUCCCUUCUCUCCCCCUUUUUAUUCUAUAUAUUCGUCUAUUGAAAAACUUUCACACUUGGAUAUACUAGUCUCGAUCUUUCAUGGCUAGUGCUAGUGCUGCCAUUUGGUCAUUCAUUGUGUUCGUGGCUUGUUUUUCUUCACCAGCCUUGUCUUCGUCUCAGCUCCACGUUCAAUACUCAACAAUAUCGGCUGCACCGGCGUUCUUGCCGACUGCUCCGACUUUAUCUCCGGAUACCGAGCCUUUGUUCCCUACUCCUAAAGGCAUGUCACCAGCUCCGGCUGAUUCAUCGUUCCCCACUAUUCCUUCAAGCCCCAGUCCUCCUGACCCUAACAGUGUGUUGGCUCCUGGCCCUGGUAUUGCACUUGCACCGUCUGGUUCCUUGCCGGUAUCCACUUCGGUUUCUUUAACAUCGGAUGGAGCUCCGAAAUCGACGUUGUUUCUUGGUUUGGUAGUCGCACUUUGCUUAUUGCAGCAGCUUUGGUGGAAUGGAAUCCCCAAUUAUUGUUACUAGUGGAUUACUGGUUUUACUUUUUCUUUUUUUUUAAUAUAGUGUUUCUUUAUUUUUGUUUUUGUAAUAUAUUAUUGUUUGAUGUUAGGUAAACCAAGUGUCUGGUGAUGGCAUUGCCACAAACUAUUUUUAUUCAGAUAUAUAGAAUAAAGUCAUGAAGGAACUGUAAGUUGAAAAACAGAACAUAUAUCGGCUAUUGCUUCUGAAAUGUUCAAAUCCAAGUGUUGUA
This is a messenger RNA of Hibiscus syriacus, 760 nucleotides long. Its product is annotated as classical arabinogalactan protein 26-like. NCBI's taxonomy places the organism in Eukaryota, Viridiplantae, Streptophyta, Magnoliopsida, Malvales, Malvaceae. The transcript has a single exon. The record is from RefSeq and is a predicted model, not a curated record. Bases 103 to 534 code for a protein of 143 amino acids.